Armigeres subalbatus is the source of this 3918-nucleotide messenger RNA. RefSeq names its product terminal nucleotidyltransferase 5C. Gene Ontology annotation, molecular function: poly(A) RNA polymerase activity; RNA binding. The record is from RefSeq and is a predicted model, not a curated record. Gene Ontology annotation, biological process: mRNA stabilization. Lineage: Eukaryota; Metazoa; Arthropoda; Insecta; Diptera; Culicidae. The transcript is spliced from 3 exons. Bases 1526 to 3451 code for a protein of 641 amino acids.
GUCGACGGCCAUGAUUUGGGGGGCCGGACGGAGAGUAGCCCUGAGUUGUGCUGCAGUUCGAACGCGUAGUCGUUGUUUCGUAGCCGCGGAGUCGAGUUCACAUACGAGUCAGUCUGCAGUCAGUCAUUUAUGUGUGUCAUCGUCUCCCAAUAGCCCAGUUUUGCUGGACAGUAGCAGCGGUCACCGAUUAGGGCGCCUCCGGGAACACUACAGUCUGGAUUAGUGUGUAGUGAGAGGUAACUGUGGAACUAUCUGAGGGAAGCAGAAGAAGCCAUUGAUUGUGUGACAAUUGCGUGACAUCCUACUUGGGAUAUCGAAGGACCAUUUGGGGCAAAGUUCCGAGCUUUCUGCAACAGCGAUCGCAUAGCCGAUCAUCGAAUACAAGUGGAGCAGCUGGGAAUAGGCUCUAGGCAGCAGUAGUGACAGUGAGGAGUGCAUGUGAUAUAUUAGGAAGAUAUCUUCGCGUGGCGUUCCCGUAUUCACCCGAGAGCACAAGCUGGGUUAACGACGGCGGAGAAAAAUCAAUCGUUUGGAACUAUUCCGAGUGGAACAAAUCGAAGGCUUUUCGAAACGCGCUGCGCUGUAUCGCAACUUGUACGGAUCGAUCGAGAACCAGCCAGCUGGAGCGGGGCUUGCGGCUAUUGUUUUCCGUUUCUGUAAAAUCCAUCAUAACUGCGCGUUCGCGUUUUGCCAUAACCGGGCAUAGAUUUUCGUGUAGGCGGCGCGUGUGUUCGUAACCGUCUGUGGAAAGCUAAUUCGGGAUUUUCUACGUAGUGGCGGUGCGAGGUGUUAUUUUCUAUUUUACAACUUCGGUUUGAUUAGAUUUUCCGGUAGAGCUGAAAACAUUUGCCGUCGUGUGGGAAGCACCCUGCUGUUCCGUGCAGGAAUCUUAGCGAGCUAUCAGCUGUUUCGGUACGGAUCGUUGCAAUUUGAUAAAACUUUUCGCCGUCGUCAAGCCAUCAGCUGUUGCAGACGUUCGUGGCCCGCAUUCGAUACGUGAUCAGAGCCUUCGAGAAAGUUCGCAAACUGUCCCCAGCUGCAACGCAACGGCGAUCAGUGCGUGUGUACAGAAAGUGAGAAUCUACUCGGCCAAAGUGAUAUUCUCGUUCGAAUUCUGCAAACCAAUCGAAUUGGUGUGCAAUCGCAAGUCAACCGUUCGACGAAUACGGUUCAAAGCUGCGGCAACUCGCGAUAAAUCUCUGUCGCACGGCAACAGAACCGACGUUUGCUCCACCGUCGCGUCGUCUGCUGCCAGCGCUGCCAGUGUGAGUGAAAAGUGAGAAGAAUUACAUGAGCAAAGAAGAAAAUUCCGUUUAACCAAAGUAGUAAAUAAAGAAGCAUACACCGGAGGAGAUUUUGUGGUGUGCAAAACAGCAGUGGCAGCGGCAAUACAACUGUAGUGCGCAUCAGCAGCAUUACCAUCAUCAACAGCAGCAGCGACGACCGUAGCAGCAUCCGAGUGUAACUCGUUGCGGCUUCUUCUUCCUUUUUUUCCUGUGGAUCGGAACAACGAAAAUUUGUUUUCAUGAUAUCUGCUUGGAUAAAUCCCUAUAAUGAGAAGUGUGGAACUUUGAAAGUUCCCGACUCGUACAACGGGCGGAUCAUGGAAGGCUAUCACGUACAGACUCAGAACGGCAGCAGCAACAACAACAACUCCACCUACUCAUACCACCAUCAUCAACAACAACAGCAACAGCAGCAGUCCCAGCAGCAUCAGCACCACCAUCACCAUCAUCAGUCGGCGCAAAAAUACAAUCAGAGCCAUCACUCGCACCACAACCACAACCACAACCACCACCACCACAACAGCAACACCAACGCCAAUGGCAGCUACACGUCACUGAACUACGCCCACUCCGAUGCGGGCUUCGUAUCGCCACCGCCUUCGCCGCGUUCCAACAGCUCGCUAGCUUCCUGUUCGUCUUCUUCCUACUCGUCGGCUUCCUCGUCAUCAGCCGUCUCCUCGGCGGCGUCCACUUCAUCGGGACUGUCGUCGGCUGGAUCCGAGAAUGGAUCGUCGUACGAAAAUCUGGACAAUUCGGCCCAACGGCUAGCGGUACUGUCUUUCGAGCAGGUCAAGAAGUUGAACGAUGUUAUGAAUGAGCCCGUGGCGAUCCACGGCCGCGGGAAUUUCCCGACCUUGGAGGUCAAAUUGACGGAUCUGGUUAACAUCGUACGGGAGAAGUUGGAAGCCGAUAUUGGUUCCGGUGGGGCCGGUAUGAUCGUGAAGGAUAUUCGCCUGAAUGGAGGCGCCGCUAGUCACGUGCUGGCUUCGGAAGCACAGCCAUACAAUGAUCUGGACUUGAUCUUUGCUGUGGAGUUUAGCUCAAAUCGGCACUUUGACCGCGUCAAGUCAGCCGUUCUUUCGUCGCUGUUGGAUCUGUUACCAGAAGGUGUGGUUCGACGGAGGAUAACGCAGUGUUCGCUCAAGGAAGCCUAUGUUGGCAAGAUGGUGAAGGUGAAUAAUAACAAUGAUGGUGAUCGCUGGAGUCUGAUCUCGCUGGGUAACUCGCCCGGGCACAAGAACGUCGAGCUGAAGUUUGUCGAUACAAUGCGUCGACAGUUCGAGUUUAGCGUCGAUUCGUUCCAGAUUGUGCUGGACUCGUUGCUGCUGUUCUACGACUGUACUGAAAAGCCCAUGAUUACGGAGAAUUUCUACCCAACCGUCGUUGGAGAGUCGGUGUAUGGCGAUUUCCAGGAAGCUCUAUAUCAUCUGCAGAAGAAGCUAAUAUCGACGAGGCAACCGGAGGAGAUCCGAGGUGGUGGACUGCUCAAGUAUUGCAACUUGCUGGUGAGGAAUUAUAUGCCGGUUGAUCAACAGAAGAUCAAGACGCUGGAGCGUUACAUGUGCUCACGGUUCUUCAUCGACUUUCCGGACAUUGACCAGCAGAAAAUCAAGCUGGAAAGUUAUCUGAGGAACCACUUCUGGGGCGAAGUGGAGGAACAUCUACAGUACCAGUACCUGAUGCAUUUAUACGAUGUCGUUGAGCAGAGUACGGUCUGUCUAAUGGGGCACGAGCGUCGUCAGACGCUGAUGUUAAUCGAAACGUUGGCCAUGCAGGUACUCUACCGCGACCAUCCGCAGAACCCACAAGCAACCAUAAUUACAACCACGAGUACGGUGCCGCAACACACCCAAAUGUCACUGCAGCCACUCCAGACACAACUCUCACAACUGAGCUUACAGCCCCAACAACUCUCACCAGUUCAGCAGACUGUCAUUCACCACCACCACGCGCAGGCCGUGCAACAGACGCAAACCCUGCAGCUGCAGCAUCCGCAGGCCAUGAUGCAGCAGCAGCCUCCUCAACCUGGGCAAACUCAACCUCAGCAGCAGACCAUCUCGCUUGCUCCACAACCAGCCGGUCUACUCUACGCCAACGGAAUCUACUACGCUCCAGUAAUCCCGACGACGCUCUGCACGUGCAAUGCCACGUGGCUGACGACGUGAUCAAGAGCUGCAGAUCCCGACAGCAACAACAGCAGCAGCAGCAACAACAACAUCAAUAAUAACAUCAACUGUAACAACUCGGCGACACCACUCCUAGUGGGAUCGAUUAUCAGCGUCACCACUACACCGAUCGUGGCUACGUUCGAACCGCAGUCGCACACAUCGCCACCGUCGACAUCUUCGUCCGUCUGCUGCACCGGCAGCACCGUCAUCAGCAGCAACAACAACGUUUACAAUGCAGACAACAACAUCAACGAUCGUUACUUUACUAAUAUUUUAGUGUCGGAUAGAUGAUUAUUAGGACAGUAAGCAUACCCCAUGUUCUCCUCCUUCCCGAGAUCUACCAAUCGUAGAGUCGAAAAAUGUGUAAUCACACAAUCACAAGUAAAUUGCGUCCGUUUUAAGUUUAUCCCAAAUUGAUGAACACUGAAAUAAAACACUUUCUGCUUUUCGAAUGACAACACAAA